Molecule: messenger RNA, 130 nt
Organism: Ambispora gerdemannii
Lineage: Eukaryota; Fungi; Glomeromycota; Glomeromycetes; Archaeosporales; Ambisporaceae
Source: the annotation of a GenBank genome assembly
AUCAUUUACACUCGGACCUGCCCCACGAGCGGCCACAUCAUUCUCAUAUCGUCCCAAGUGGCGGGGACUAUUCCGUUUAAACUCGAUAUAUACGGAUUGGGGCUACGGGCGACCUCAAAAACGAUCAUAA